This is a messenger RNA of Vidua macroura (Pin-tailed whydah), 2039 nucleotides long. Its product is annotated as zinc finger protein 131-like. NCBI's taxonomy places the organism in Eukaryota, Metazoa, Chordata, Aves, Passeriformes, Viduidae. Gene Ontology annotation, cellular component: nucleus. Bases 111 to 1955 code for a protein of 614 amino acids. Gene Ontology annotation, molecular function: RNA polymerase II cis-regulatory region sequence-specific DNA binding; DNA-binding transcription factor activity, RNA polymerase II-specific; protein binding. Gene Ontology annotation, biological process: regulation of transcription by RNA polymerase II. The transcript has 7 exons. The record is from RefSeq and is a predicted model, not a curated record.
ACGAUUUGGCCGGCGCCUAUCCUGCUUUUCAACGUGCAGGGGAGCAGGAAGCGGUAUCGGCAGAGCAAGCGCGGCAGGGUGAGGGGCUCCUUACGACUAAUCCUUUUGCCAUGGAAGCCGAAGAAAUUAUGGAAUGUAUCCAGGAAUUCCCUGAACACUAUAAAGUUAUUUUGGAUAGACUCAAUGAACAACGUGAGCAGGACCAGUUUACAGAUAUCACGCUGAUUGUUGAUGGUCACCAUUUCAAAGCUCAUAAGGCUGUUCUUGCUGCCUGUAGCCAGUUCUUCUACAAAUUCUUCCAAGAUUUCACUCAGGAGCCCUUGGUGGAGAUUGAAGGUGUAAGUAACAUGGCAUUUCGUCACCUAAUUGAGUUCACCUAUACAGCAAAACUAAUGGUCCAAGGUGAGGAAGAAGCAAAUGAUGUUUGGAAAGCAGCUGAGUAUCUACAGAUGUUAGAAGCUAUCAAAGCACUUGAAAUCAGGAACAAAGAAAAUUCAUCACCCUUAGAAUCAAAUCAAAGACAAAGUAAAAAUAAAGCAAAAAAGAGGAAGAUUGCUGAAACGUCUAAUGUUAUCACAGAAACACUGCCAUCUGCAGAAUCAGAGCCUGUUGAAAUUGAGGUUGAGAUUGCUGAAGGGACGAUUGAAGUGGAAGAUGACAGCACUGAAACACUUGAAGUAACUUCUGCAGAGCAAUCUAUAAAGUACAUACAUACAACAGGUACAUCAGAUGAAUCUGCUUUGGCUCUUUUGGCAGAUAUCACCAGUAAGUAUCGUCAAGGAGAGACAAAAUGUCAGAUUCAAGAAGGUGGUGCAACUGAUCCCUCAUGCAAACAGGUAGAAGAUAUUGAACUUGUGGAACUUCAGCUGUCGCAUGUGAAGAAUUUAUUCCACUGUGAAAAAUGUAACCGUUCAUUUAAAUUGUUUUACCAUUUUAAGGAACACACGAAAACACACUCUGCUGAGAGUUACAAGUGUGACAUAUGCAAUAAAAGCUACCUACGAGAGAGUGCUUUGAAACAACACCUCACCUGUCACCACCUUGAUGAAGGUGGUGCUAGCAAGAAGCAAAGACCUGGCAAGAAAAUACAUAUAUGCCAAUACUGUGAUAAGCAGUUUGAUCACUUUGGACAUUUUAAAGAGCACCUCCGAAAGCACACAGGUGAAAAACCAUUUGAAUGUCCAAACUGCCAUGAGCAUUUUGCUAGGAAUAGUACACUCAAAUGUCACCUGACAGCCUGUCAGUCUGGAGCUGGAGCUAAAAAGGGAAGAAAGAAGCUGUACGAAUGUCAGGUUUGUAACAGCGUGUUUAACAGCUGGGAUCAAUUUAAAAAUCAUUUGGUAAUACAUACAGGUGUCAAACCCAACCACUGUACCUUAUGUGAUUUGUGGUUUAUGCAAGGCAGUGAGCUGAGAAGGCAUCUCAAAGACAUGCAUAAUAUUUCAGAACAAAUAGUGACAGAAGAGAUUCUUCCAGUGGAAGCUAUGGAAGCUGAACCAGUAACAUCAAUGACUAUAAUAGAACAAGUGGAGCAAGUCCACGUCCUACCAGUAAUUCAGGUACAAGUGGAUCCUGCACAGGUAACUGUGGAACAGAUGCACCAGGAUCUCAUACAGGACAAUCAAGUGAAAGGCACACAGAUGGAGGAACUGCAAGAACAGGUGCAAAUUAGUUAUUUAGAAGUUGAACACAUUCAGACUGAACAAGGUGCUGAAGUUCAUGUGGAGCAAUUACAUGUUGGGCGUGUAAAUCAAAUACAGAUGGAAGAAGUACAGGCAGAACUUAUAGAUGGAACAGACCUUGAACAAGUAGAAUAUCAAAGUGUUGAUCAAGGAGAAGCAGAAGAAAAUGAAACCAGUCAAGUAGAUGAUGCAGAUAUGGAAGAUCAUGAACAAGCUGAAGACUUAAAAACUCAACAAUUAGUGGACACACAGAAUGAAAAGGUGGAUAGCUAGGACAAAUGACCACACUGUGCAGCUUUAGGAAUGAAGUACCCAAUUAUUUUUGCUAGCUUUUAUAUUGGUUUUUGAACCAAUGGU